Molecule: messenger RNA, 1773 nt
Organism: Serendipita indica DSM 11827
Lineage: Eukaryota; Fungi; Basidiomycota; Agaricomycetes; Sebacinales; Serendipitaceae
Source: the annotation of a GenBank genome assembly
AUGAGUCAACCGAAUACAGACGAGAACCAGGAAAUAGAGAAUGAAGAUUCACUCGUCACGGAGAUUCAUUCGACAACCGUCCAGGAGGAGAAAUCUGGGAUUCCAGCGGCUCUCGACGAAGACAGAGAGCUACUGAAAUUACUCGAAUCAGAGCACAAGAAACGCCAAACGCGCUUUAUGGAUGCAAGGACGGCGCUUAGCGAACGACAAUCGACGCUCUGGCAAGCGGAGGCUCGCCAGAUCGAGGCGCAUCGUCUCUAUACACUUUCCAAGAACGUGAUGGAUCAAAUAAAGCGCGAGGGGCAGCUCAAACCGAGCAACCGUGGACCAAGAGACGAAAACUCUCGCCAUGGACGCUCACUCUCGUCCAUGGACAAUUCGCGCUCGGCACUCGUACAGCAGGCCAUUUCUACGCUCAAGAAUGCCAUCGCAGAACUUCAGGCGGCCAAUGCGGACCUUGUCAUCGCCCAGCGCAACGUCGCAACCUCUGAGGCCCUUCUCCAUUACUGUGGUCGCAGCCUGCAUGCCGUCGGGUUUCUAAAGAACACUACCAAGAGGUUUAUUGAUGAAGAAUACUCCGCUACCUUGCCAACUCCGCAACUACCCGACGCGGUGUGGCAGCGGAUAUUUGGAAUCAUGGUCGCCGGCGACGCUGAGCUACCACGCGAGCCUCAGGAUAUAUGGGGGGAAUGGGAGUUUGAAUGUACUCCCUUGGUUCUCUCCCACGUCUGCAGCUCAUGGAGGCGAAUCACGACAUCGACUCCGGCGCUAUGGUCUGGCGUCCAACUCGUCUUCACUAAGGAGCGAGCACUGCGACCAGAUCUCUGGAACCGUAUCAUUGGACUUUCCACAGGAUCACCCCUUACAAUUUGUAUCACCCUUACCUCGGAUAUCGGCAACCUCGCUGGUCAGCUAUCAGAGGCGUUUACAGACGAUCACUGUGUACGCACCAUCAAAUGCCAGGUCACGGACAACGCUAUUUCCGGUGUCAAGUCACUACUGGACGCCAUACCGGCCUCACAAAAUAUGAUCUUCAAGGGCCUCAACGUCCCAAUGGCCGCAACCUCAAACCCGGUCAAAAUUCCUUCGAAGCACGCCAUGAGUGUAACAUGUAUCACCGUAUCCAACCUGGUACUCGAGAGGGCGCCACCUUUCUUCAUGCUUCCCCCUCCACCAUGGCAGCACCUACAAACUCUCGCUGUCGACAUUCCUUCCCUCUUGCGCAUCGACGUCGGCGGUACCGCUCCAUCCCUCCGCAGAAUAGUGAUUGCGCAGCCGCCACAUGGGGAACAGCUACCGUCCUGGUACGAUUCGGCCGUUGCAGGCUUCAAUGUCGAAGCCAUAACCGCGUCCGAGAUUGCUGUUCACCCCAUGUCGCGAGGUCACGUCCCCACUCUUCUGCGCUAUCUCGGUAGACUGAGGUAUGCUCGCCGACUCGAGCUUUAUGGAACGGCAAUACAGCCUAUCCUCACCGCCCUCAAAGACAAUGCAGAUAGCGCACAGAAGAUAUGGUUGCCAGCGUUGACGGAACUAAUUAUCGCAGACUAUGAGCAACAUGGACCCGUGUUGGGUUUGUAUGUCGCUCAACGGCUCAGUGUCGCCCAACGGAGCCUCAUUGCUCAGGGAGAACAGAGGAUUGUACCAUUGACGCGCGUCGUUAUCAGAAGAUCCCCCAGUAUUAGCCAAGAUAUUGUAGAUUUGAUAGAACAGCAUUGUACAGCAGGACGAAAGCUACUUGGGGAAGAAAAGAGUGCUGCCCCACAAUCUGCCUAG